Daphnia pulex (common water flea) is the source of this 1264-nucleotide messenger RNA. Its product is annotated as mediator of RNA polymerase II transcription subunit 15-like. NCBI's taxonomy places the organism in Eukaryota, Metazoa, Arthropoda, Branchiopoda, Diplostraca, Daphniidae. Bases 97 to 978 code for a protein of 293 amino acids. Gene Ontology annotation, biological process: regulation of DNA-templated transcription. Gene Ontology annotation, molecular function: transcription coregulator activity. The transcript has 12 exons. The record is from RefSeq and is a predicted model, not a curated record.
UACACGAGGCACGUGGAAUUUCUAUUUUGGUCUGCAGACUUGCAGAAAGAAGUCCAGAGAGUUACAUCUUAAUUAAACGAUCGUUGAUAGACAUUUAUGCGAAAAAUGGCUACAGAUGACUGGAAAAACCCUACAAUUCGGCAAAACUUCAUUGACACCAUUGAAGAAGCCAUACGGCAAUGGGGAAAUCCCACAACUAGGACCGCAAGCGAAAUGGAAAUUUAUUCGUUUGAAAGAGCCAGCACCAAAGAAGAUUAUUUGAAUUAUCACGUUUGGUUGAUGACCCAUAUACAAGGGCUAAGUACUGAACCAAAAACCAAGGUUACGCCAAGGGCUGAUGUUGCUGAAUCACAAACUAUUGCUCAAACAAGCGAUCCACAAGAAGAAGAGGACUGGAAAAGUUCAGAAUUUCGGCAGAAUGUCAUCGCUAAAAUUGAAGGAGCCAUGUGGAUAUCCGGAAAUCCUACCACAAAGUCCGCCUGUGAAAUGGAAAAUCAUUUCUUUGACAAGUCCAACAACAAAGAAGAGUAUUUGAAUCAUCUUUCCCGACUGCUAGUACAUAUAAAACAAUUGAGUGCUCAAUUUCAAGCUUUCAAAAAUAGAGCACAAGGUAUGUCAUCAGGAGUCGGUGCUGCUCAACCACAGGCCAAUGUCAAACCAAAAGUUCCGCCGCAACAAGGUACCAAAGAAAAAGCUAGAGGUUCUCCUGGAGUUGUUCUAGCGGUAUCAGUACCACAGCCUCCUCCGAAAAAUCAAGAACAAGAUGACGAAUGGAAAACAUUUCGAUUUCGCCAAAACGUUAUUACGAAAAUUGGAGAAGUCAUCCGACAAUCGGGGAAUCCCACAUCUAAAUCUGCUAGUGAUAUGGAAUUUCAUUUCUUUCAACGAUCCAACAAUAAAGAGGAAUAUCUACAAUAUCUUGCGCGGCUACUGGUUCAUAUUAAAGGGCUAACUAAUGUUGUAAUGGAUAGCCACUGAGAUUCUUAAUAUCGUUUGGUCUAUUACUUUAAAUUCACCUAAAGGCCUUGAAAACUGAAACCCCCCGCCCCUCAGGAACAGUAAUAUUACCUUAUUUAAUUUUUGUUAGUGUUAUUUUAUUUAGAUUUCGACAACCAUUUAAAAAAUCUAGUCUUCAUUUUUUACCGCUAGAUGUCUGAUACUCUGAUUGUGUUAUGUAUUAUUUAUCCCGCCACAGUGUGCACACCGGUGUCUCACGUGUAUGACUUUGUACAACAACUAAAUUAAUAUAUUCAGCAUCUUUGUA